Cololabis saira (Pacific saury) is the source of this 4432-nucleotide messenger RNA. It is a transcript of the gene ubp1, whose product is annotated as upstream binding protein 1. The record is from RefSeq and is a predicted model, not a curated record. The coding region runs from base 684 to 2315 and encodes 543 amino acids. The transcript is spliced from 16 exons. Gene Ontology annotation, biological process: regulation of transcription by RNA polymerase II. Gene Ontology annotation, cellular component: nucleus. Lineage: Eukaryota; Metazoa; Chordata; Actinopteri; Beloniformes; Belonidae. Gene Ontology annotation, molecular function: DNA-binding transcription activator activity, RNA polymerase II-specific; RNA polymerase II cis-regulatory region sequence-specific DNA binding.
GCCCCCCUGCAGGCUGCACGGAGCGACGGUUCGAGUCCAGGAGCCAUGUUGAUGCCUGGCUCGGGGUCGGAAGCUGCGCUGUGGACGGUCGGAGCCGGACUGCGUCUGAAGGACGAGGAUUCCUCCGCGGGGAUGCUGGCCCCGCGAUGAGCGGACCCGAGCACUCUGGGACGGUUUCCGCUCGAGCAGGUCGACGUCACUUAGCUCGGCUAAAGGCUAAAGUAGCAACAGCUGUUCGGCUGCAGCUCCUGGACUAAAACAAAAUAUAGCUGUUUAUUUCACCCUGCGGCGUUUUAUUGAGCAGAGUUCUGCAUUAACAUAAGAACUGGGCUGCUGAGGUCGCGCUAAAGUUAGGUUUGUAGCGGCAGCUCCCGGCUAACACUAGCAUGCUAACAGCCAGCCCGCAGCUCCUGUCACGACUAACUCGCCUCGCUGGGUUGAAAUACUGUUAAUAAAGUGUUGCAAAAGCCGGGUAAAGAUAUGGCUGUAGAGUCGGUUUCCAGGGAAAGCUACCAGGGUUCGUGCCCAGCCUGCCCGGCCGCGGGUACCGGGGUGGCAGCGUAACUGUCCUCCUGCUCCGGGUGAUCCGCAGCUGCAGAGCCGCCUCUCCUCCCAGCCCGACCCGCUCCAGAGACACGCUGGCGGCCCUGGGGGUGGAAGCCGAGGACAAGGAGCUGGGGCCCAUGGCCUGGGUGCUGAAGAUGGACGACGCCGCCAUCGAGUCGGGGCUGGUGCACGACUUCGAUGCGAGUCUGUCCGGCAUCGGGCAGGAGCUGGGGGCUGGAGCCUACAGCAUGAGUGACGUGCUAGCCCUGCCCAUCUUUAAACAGGAGGACUCCAGUCUUCCCCCUGAAACUGAGACCAAAAACCCCCCAUUCCAGUAUGUGCUGUGCGCUGCCACCUCGCCUGCUGUCAAGCUGCAUGAGGAGACACUCACAUACCUAAACCAAGGCCAGUCUUAUGAGGUUCGUAUGUUGGACAGCAGGAAGUCAGGAGAGCUACCUGAGCUCAAUAACAAUAUGGUGAAGAGCAUAAUACGAGUAGUGUUUCAUGACCGCCGACUGCAGUACACGGAGCACCAGCAGCUGGAGGGCUGGAGGUGGAAUCGUCCUGGUGACCGUCUCCUUGACAUCGAUAUCCCCAUGUCAGUGGGCAUCGUAGAGCCGAAGACUCACCCCUCUCAGCUUAACGCGGCAGAGUUUCUGUGGGAUUUAAACAAAAGAGCUUCUGUUUUUGUGCAGGUGCACUGCAUCAGCACAGAGUUCACUCCCAGGAAGCAUGGUGGGGAAAAGGGCGUCCCCUUUAGGAUCCAGAUUGACACAUUCACCCAAGGAGACGGUGCAGAGUACACGGAGCACAUCCACUCUGCCUCCUGCCAAAUCAAAGUCUUCAAGCCAAAGGGGGCGGAUCGUAAACAAAAGACUGACAGAGAGAAAAUGGAGAAACGUACACCUCAAGAGAAGGAAAAGUACCAGCCUUCUUAUGAUACCACUGUCCUAUCAGAGACGAGACUUGAGCCCAUCAUAGAGGAUGUGGGCGACCAUGAGCUGAAGAAGUCCAGCAAGCGGACACUUCCCGCUGACUGUGGCGACUCUUUGGCCAAGAGAGGCAGUUGCUCCCCUUGGCCAGAAACCGCCUUUGCCAGCACCACCAACCAGGCAGCUUCCCCCUCCUUCACUUCCACCCCUUUGUCAACCUAUACAGCCUCUUCAGUACUAGACAGUGACUCAUCCUCUCCCAAUCACCAGGCAGAUCCUGGCAGCCUUGGUAACUCAGAGCAGUUGAGCCCCACUGCCUCCAUACAGGACACGCAGAAGUGGCUGGUGAAAAAUCGCUUCAGCUCCUACGCCCGACUCUUUACUCACUUCUCAGGUUCUGAUUUGUUGAAGCUUACCCGGGACGACCUGGUCCAGAUUUGUGGACCAGCAGAUGGGAUCAGACUCUUCAAUGCACUAAAAUCCAGGUCUGUGCGUCCCAGGUUGACGGUGUACGUCUGUCAGGAGUCCUCUCCAGAGAGCCCCCUGUUGGAGAGACACUGCACCAGUGAAAAUGGAGAAAACAGCAUCUCCCCAAGUUUACAUGUGUACCACGCGCUCUACUUGGAGGAGCUCACAGCUGCAGAACUCAUCCGCAAGAUGGCGUGUGUUUGUGGCAUUCCACUGGGACAGGUCAACCAAGUGUACAAACAGGGUCCUACAGGCAUACUUAUCAUGCUAAGUGACCAGAUGGUCUCCAACUUGACUGACGAGAGCUGUUUUUUGAUCAGCACUGUUAAAGAUGAGUUGGGCGAAGGACUUCAUCUAAUCCUAAAGUAGUGAGGACAGAUGGCAUCACUAAUACUCCACCCUCUGUUUUGGAGCAUAAGCAUCUCUGUCCCUCUCUGCCUUUACUCUUUCCCUCUACAUCCUUCCCGUCUCUUAACGAUCGCUCGAUGGAAAGCACAGAGACUGCGCUAAAGCCAUGUAAAUGUUAGAAUCUGACAUGGGUGUGUCCACUGUUUCAUAUUGAAAACAUUAUUAACGAAGGUGAUUGGAUAAAAGAAGUGAGAUCGGGGAGGAUAUGAGAUUAGGGCAAAGUUGACAUUCUUAUAUGUAUUUUAUUUUUUGUCUUUUUUAUAUUGAUUCUGUGUGGAGAAAGGAGGUUAUAGGCUCCAAUAGAGAGGGGUGUGUGGUGCUCUGGCCUGUAAGAGAUGGAAGGAAGACAGUUUCCUUAUUGCUUGUUGCCCUUCCUACACAACAUGCACAAUUAACACUUGGCCAGUAUUUGAUUAACCUGUACUGCUGAACAACAUGCGGUCUCAAGUUGAAUAAAGAAAAAUCCCACUUUAUUCUAAGUACAUAACAUUUUGAUGGGAUUAUCUUAAUACACCAUUAUCCAUCAACUCAGACUGCUAACUGUGGACAAAUCCACUGAAGUGAGUGGACGUGCCCUCGUUUGUGAAUUUUGAUGCCCCCCCUUUUAUUCUUUUUUCCAUUUAAUUGACUUCAUAGACCUCUGUUACAGUCAUCAUGUGUCUUACAGCCAUAUCUCUGUGUUGACAUGAUGUCACACUCAGCUCUCCUAACAUACGUCCUGUUUGACCCGCUCCUUUCCUUCUGUUAUUUUGGGGUGUGUUUUUAAGUUCGCAUUUUAUUUAUGGAUCAGCUGUUUUUGUCUCUUUCAGUGACUCUACUUGUGUCCGGUGCCAUAAAUGGCUUUUUAUCUCAGUCUUUUACUGACAUGUGCACACAGAGCCCAUAAUACGUCAUCUUGAAGUCCUCUGAAUUUUGCAACGACUUUGAAACACUGGUUUGGAGAACUGUGGUUCUGUAAUUGUGGCCAUAGAUGUACAUAAAAAAAUAAAAAAGACAUAACUUCUUAAGAAUACUGUUUGUUUUAGCCAUAAUGCCUAUCCAAAAACCUACAACCAAGUGGACCAAACGGGUUAAAGAAUGAUAGGCACUUUGUCAGAUGAGAUAAACCUUAGGGGAUUUUAGUAAUUUGAUCAUAAGAGGCACUCAAUGAACUAGUUUAGAGUUGGACAACUUCCGAUGGAGUUUUUUUUUCACCAUAAAAACUCCAUUCCAGGACCUGCUUUGCAAUAAACAACUCAUCAGGAACAGGACUUGACAGAAAUACAUAAAAGUAAUCUACAAAGAUCAUAACACCGCCACAUCCAGCUACAGAAUCGUAUAAGUACUGAUCAUGUGUUUUGAGUGCCCACGCCUCUGAAAAGUGAUGGGGAAUCACACCUGCGAGUCUGCAUUGGUUUAGUUGACGUGUUCUGGCAUUUUUGAGGUGCUUGCACUUCAGGGUGUCGUGUGUGCAUGUGUAUCAUUUGUGUGUUCUUUGCAAAGAAGAUUUCAUUGUCUUUUUUUCUUUUCUCUCUCCCCGUUGCGAUGAAAAAUUGUUUUGCUUGAUACUUAGCAAAGAGCAUGUGGAAAAUGGGGAAAGGUGGGACAGAUAAAUGUCACUAAGUGUAUCCCCUUCUUUUCCCCUCGCUUCCUCCCCCCCAUACAAUAGAGACCAAGCCUGCACUCUAGUACUGUGUAGUCAGUAGUCCUAAAGUGACACUCUUUUUCUACCUGCCUAAUCAGAAGGAGAACAAAACAAAACUUAAAAUAAAGAAUGUCAAGAUUAAAAGGGGAACUGUUCCUGUCUCAUCACACACCAGAGCCAGGACUGUAGCUCUUGUGGUGUUUACAUGGACAUGAGUACCACAGAAAAGCAAACUGUUCAUCAACUCAAAGUUAAAGACAGUAAAAAUGGAUGCGAUAAAGAGGAAGGCGAUCUCUCAUAAGCAGCUUUAGUCCACUGAAGUCCUGAUUGACUACUUGUCUGUCUGAGCUUAAGCUGGAGAGGUGACCACUGAAAAUGCUUCUCUCGUGCACAGUAUCAUAUGCUGGAGAUGUACACAACCACAUGUGCUGGGAAUAAAUGAUUUCAUAACUUU